UUUUGGUUUUCUCUCUGUUUUUUUAUCAGUUGAGUUUUUAGAUUUUCUUUCCUCUUAAUAUUUUGGUUUUUAUUUUUCAAAACUAAGCUUUCUUUAAAAAAGUUCUGAACAUUUCUCGAACACGUGAACUUUUUUCAAAGCUGCAUACUUUUUCAAGGCCAUGAUCUUUUCUGAAUUUGCCAACUUUUUUUGAAUUCAUGAAAACUUUUCAACCAUGUGAACUUGUUUGCAAAUACAUGAACUUUUUCAAAUUCACGAACCCUUUUCAAAUCUGCGAGCUUUUUCUCAAAAUCCAUGAACUUUUUUUAAAUUUGCAUUUUUUUUAAUAUCCAUGAUUUUUUUUAAAUUUCUUGAGUUUUUUUCAAAUCCAUGACCUCUUUUUAAUCCACAAAUGCUUUUAAAAUUGGAAAUCUUUUUCUCAAAAUCCAUGAAUGUUUUUAAAAUUGGCGAACACUUUUUGAAUCCAUAAACUUAAAAAAAUCAAUGAACUUUUCUCAAAUUCACAAGGUACUUUCAAAUCCACGAUCUUUUUUUCGAAUUCACAUACCUUUCCUUAAAAGCCAUUGACUCUUUUCAAAUUCGUGAACAGUUUUCAAAUAAGCAUACUUUUUCUUACAAUCCACAAACUUUUCAAAUGUGUUGAAACAAUUGAGCCUCCCCCCACAUAGAAAGUCAGUCUGCAAAGAGCAUUUCAAACAUUUUAGAACAUGCGAGCAAUACAAUAGAACAAUUCUAAAGCAAAUCCGAGGUGCAUAUGAGAUACUGUCAUAGUUUUAAAUAGCAGGCUAUGCCUCUUAGCAGCGGAUCUCUCUAAACGCUAUAGUGCGCUAUUUAAAACUAUGACAAUAUCUCAUGAUCAAUCCCAUGGUCCUAUCCACCUUGUGUUAAACUAUGGUUACUCUCUCUCUCUAGCUUUUGCAUUAUCAUAAACGUGUAAGCCAAAUAUGCAUUUAUAGUAGAUUCGUUUGUGCUAUGACAUUCCAUUCAUUCAGAAACCUAUGUUUAUCCGAUUCAGUUGAGUAAGUUUUAAUUUAGAGAUGUUUCACUCAAUGCCAAAACUGUUUCUAUUUCAUCCAAAUUGCAGGGAUUGAUAAGACAAAUAAACUUUAACCCUGCAGGGAAAGCAGGCAGAGUCAGAAUCAUUGCAAGAAAAUUGGAGUGAUCUUACUAAAAUCAACCAGUACAUGCAGAAGCAAUUUGUGACAUGAAGACACCUUGUGCUUUGUCUUUCACAGCCUUUUUUGUGUCCGUAAGCUUGCCGGGCAAUAUCUCGUUGUAGUACCCAAGCCAAGCAGCAAAACCUAUUACUCAUGAAAGCUUCAGUAUUCCUCCAAAGAAAACACAAAGAAAGUUGUUGUAACAUUUUCAAAAUCAUGUCCUAGCUUGGUAUCGUCGGUAUUUUAGUUGCAUCGUCUGUUUAUAACUAUUUUUUCGCGAAUAUGUAAAGCUUGCGUACCUUUCAUUGAUAGAAGGGAAUGAAAUGAGUACAAGAGGGGUACAACCUUCCACAGUUGCACGUAUCAGCAUAUCCAAUCCAAUAAACUGAAGGAUGAGAUUUUUCACUCCGCAUGACCACCAAUCCAACUUCAGAACAAUUCCCUGACAACAUAUGUAGUACCCUCGAGGACUUGCAUCCAAGAAGAAAAGUGGCAUGAAACUUGGCAAGGUGAGGCUCAAGUCGGAACAUUGUGAAGUAAUCAAGAACACAUUUUCAAGUAUUUCAAGCAACUUGCUGAACUAACACCCAAAGCCCCAUCACAGUUUCAUAAGAGAAACUGAAGACAGGGCAUGUGAGAUUUAGCUUGGUGAUAGCCAAUAAUACAGAAAUAAAAAGGGCCCCAAUUGAUACAUUUUUCAGGACUAGUCAGCGGCGAAUAGAAAGUGGACAUGCAUGUGCGCCGUACGCAAUCACUCACCGGCCGGCUGUCCUGUGCUCAACUGAAAGAAACGUCGAAAUGCAAAGAAGCAAUUUAGGAUGUAUCAUCCAUCUACUAUAUCCCAGUCUCUUUGUACGACAGUACGAGCAAGCAGAACAUGCUUUGAUCCCAGUCUACUAUUAACAUUGAGUAUGCUAACAUGUAUUACUAGUAUAUAUGUACCUGCAAUUAUUGAAGGUUCUCCCACCUGAUUGGUCCAUUUUUGUAUGGCUGCGCAUUCCUGCAGUUGCACAUGGUCAAGACUCUCCAAAUCCUUCAAUGGAUAUUACUCUUUGUCAACGUCCAAUAAACAUGAAUGCAUAAUUGUGAGCGAAGACAAACAUAAUCAAGUGUAUGACUGUGAGUGACAAUAUUUUUUCUCGGGAAAGGAAAAAAAUACGCUAUUGAUUGAUUGAGGGUGCAACAUGAUUCUAUUGGGCUGGCUGUCUGAUGAUCAAUUUUUAAAUCAGAACUGGAAUCAUAGGAUUAAAUUGGUCUCCUCAUUUAUGGUACCAAGCUAAUGAUGCAGUGCACCAGGGGUGAAACCAGACCAAAUUCGAACGGAUAACGCUACCGUAUCCUAUUCUCUAACUUUUCUGGAUUUGGAAGUGGGACGGAUGCAGAAUAUGCUUUGAUCCUAGAUUCCCAGUCUGCUAUAGCAUGAAGUUGCUAUCUUGCUAACAUGUGAGUGUGUACGAUGUAGCUUGACCGGAAUUCCAGCUUGACCAUAUGCAAUUAUUUGAAGUCUCUCCCUCCUGAUUGGUCCGUUUCUAUAUGGGCACACAUUCCUGCAGUUGCACAUGGGACCGACUCUCUGAGAUGCUACAAUGGAUAUUACUCUUCGUCAACGUCCAAUAAACAUUGGUGCAUUAUUGUGAUUAUUGUGCACCAUAUGAAUAACUCACCGGCCGGCUGCCCUGAGCUCAAUUGAAAGAACACCCAAGUGCAAAUUAUUUUUAAAACCCGAAAUAGAAUCAUAGGACUAGAUUGAUCUGCUCAUGGUACCAAGCCAAUGAUCCAGUGCACCCAUAUAAGUAGCACCAAUACGAGACUUAUCUUGUCACAGACAUAUGCAUUUGUUUCUCACUCAUAUAUAGCACCAUGGGCCGGGUGAAAAGAUUUUACCAGGAUUUCAUACAUAUCAAGCUGCAUAGCUUCAGCCGCAUCAGUAGAUAUGUUGUCGAUUCGAUGGUUUUUAUCUAUCGGUUCGUCGCAUUGCAUGUUCAUCCAUUCUGGAUCCAACUGUCCUACUUCCUUGCCAUGGCUAUACUUGGUUCAGUCCUCUUGAUGUCGCUGAAACCAAGCAAUCCUGAGUUCUGCCCUCCUUAUAUUGACAUGUUGUACUUGUCAACCUCUGCUCUAACAGUUUCUGGCCUCAGCACCGUCAAGAUGGAGGACCUCUCGAGCUCUCAGAUUGUGGUCCUAACACUGCUCAUGCUUGUAGGAGGGGAGAUCUUUGUUUCGCUCUUAGGCCUCAUGCUUAGAGUGAACCAUCAAGACAUGCAAGAUCUUCCGAGCGUGAAGAUCAGCUCAGUUCCUGUCGAGCUUGAAGUGCUAGACUUGGCCAACAGCAUGGCACUAUGUGAUGAGUCGCAGCUUGAAGAAGCUGCUCAUGCAAUUCCACCAAAGAAAUGUACAGAGUUGAAGAGGACUGAAUCUGUCAAGUGUUUCGGACAUGUGAUCUUUGGGUACUUUGCUGUGAUCCAUGUCUUGGGCUUUCUGCUGGUUUUUCUGUAUAUAACUCAUGUGCCAACUGCAAGUGCCCCACUGAACAAGAAAGGGAUCAACAUCGUGCUCUUCUCACUAUCAGUCACCGUCUCCUCCUUUGCAAAUGCAGGACUUGUGCCGACAAAUGAGAACAUGGUCAUCUUCUCAAAGAAUUCAGGCCUCUUGCUGCUGCUCAGUGGCCAGAUGCUCGCAGGCAAUACAUUGUUCCCUCUCUUCCUGAGGCUACUGGUAUGGUUCCUGGGGAAGCUCACAAAGGUGAAGGAGCUGAGGCUCAUGAUCAAGAACCCUGAGGAAGUGCAUUUCGCUAAUUUGCUUCCUGGGUUGCGGACUGUUUUUCUCUCCUCAACGGUUGUUGGCCUUGCAGCAGCUGGGGUCACGCUGUUUUGCGCUGUUGACUGGAACUCUUCAGUGUUUGAUGGGCUCAGCUCUUAUCAGAAGACUGUCAAUGCAUUCUUCAUGGUGGUGAAUGCGAGGCACUCUGGGGAGAAUUCCAUCGACUGCUCGCUCAUGUCCCCUGCCAUUAUAGUACUAUUCAUCAUCAUGAUGUAUUUGCCAUCAUCAGCAACAUUUGCACCACCCAAUGGAGAUACUAAAACCACCGAUGCGAGCACAAAAGGCAAGAGAGGGUCGUUGGUGCAGAAUUUGGUAUUCUCACCGCUCGGGUGUAACAUCAUCUUUGUGAUAGUUGCCUGCAUCACUGAAAGGAGAAGGCUCAGAAACGAUCCACUCAACUUCUCCACCUUGAACAUGAUAUUUGAGGUCAUCAGUGCAUACGGCAACGUUGGGCUAUCCACUGGUUACAGUUGUUCUAGGCUGCAUCAGCUGCACCCAGAGAUCAUCUGCCAGGACAAGCCAUACAGCUUUUCUGGAUGGUGGAGUGACGGAGGAAAGUUUCUGCUAGUCUUGGUCAUGCUCUAUGGAAGGCUUAAAGCGUUUGUGGUGUCCACAGGUAAAUCCUGGAAAGUAUGAUACAGUUGACCAAGACUAACUGUAAGGGCAAGUGUGCCAAACUGGUAUAACUGCCGCGUACUUGCAAGACGAAUCAGGUUUCUAGCUGGAUCAGUGGAUGAAAAAAAUAUGUAGGUGGAUGUUGGGCAUUCAAUGGAAAUCAUUUAUCAAUGUGUGGCAUCUUGACGUGGGUUCCGCAGAGUUGCAGCAGAAAGACAAUUGAAUUCUUAUUCUUAUUGUUAGGGCGGGGUUAGUAUUACUUCACACAAUUUACAAUAUAGAUGUGAGCGUUGACACCCUAUUUAUAAGCACAGCUAAUGUUGCCCUAUCAUUUUAGUACAUACUACUCUACGCAGA
Messenger RNA from Aegilops tauschii subsp. strangulata, 4949 nucleotides. Its product is annotated as cation transporter HKT2;1. Gene Ontology annotation, molecular function: monoatomic cation transmembrane transporter activity. Lineage: Eukaryota; Viridiplantae; Streptophyta; Magnoliopsida; Poales; Poaceae. Gene Ontology annotation, biological process: transmembrane transport; monoatomic cation transport. The record is from RefSeq and is a predicted model, not a curated record. Gene Ontology annotation, cellular component: plasma membrane.